Molecule: messenger RNA, 1118 nt
Organism: Drosophila kikkawai
Lineage: Eukaryota; Metazoa; Arthropoda; Insecta; Diptera; Drosophilidae
Source: RefSeq, a predicted model, not a curated record
UUGUUUGUGCUUUUUUUUUUUGUUUUUGUGUGCGGUGUCUGUGCUGGUUUAUUUGCAUUUUGAAAUUGUUAAUGAACUCAAUUAUAUAUUUGGGCGCUCAAGAGUGUGGUUUUGUGUGUAAAAAAAGUUCGCAUUGCAAUUAAGUUUGGCAAGCGGCAUCUUGAUUUUAUAAAUCUGAGAGUAUCCAUCCAUCCCCAAGUCAUGAUGAUGAAGUGUUCCAAGAGCCGCGUCCUAUUGCUGCUGGCCCUUCUAUCGGCCUCGUUGACGCUAUCGCUAGGCGCCCCAGCCCCCCAGCAGGUCAAUGUGGAGCUGGAGUCUGCCCUGCAGGACAGCAGUGAGCCGGAUCUGAAUCCCAUCAAUGCCGAGGAGGUGUUAGUUGGCCAAGAGCGCAACAAAAGAAAACUGCCCGAUGCCACGUUCGAGGCCAAGAACGCCGUGCUCGGCUUCGUCUUUGGCAAAAUCGACAACUUCCUGGACACCAAGACGCGGGUAAUCGAGCAGCUGGACCGCGCCAACAUCGAGAAGAACAAGCAGUGGGACAUCAAGUCGCCGGUGCCCAUCAAGGACUUCCAGACUUUGAUCACUGCCGUCGUCUCGCCAAAGAUCCGUUCGCUGGGCAACAUUGCCAACGAUCUCACCACCGGCGUGCUCACCACCAUCACUGCUUUUAGUGGCUCCUCCUCCGGAAAUGGCAAUCCCAACGCUGGACUGGGCAAUGUGGUGUCCAAGUUCCUUGGCUUCUCGGGACCGAUCCUGCAGGGCUCCUCGGGCGGAACCGGCGGCCUGGCCGGCGUCACGACACCCGCUCCCGACUCGGAUGAGGCGGGCUAUUAGGGGCUACUAUUAACUAUAGGCUACCAGGGAUGCUGUGCAGGGAUGCAGGGAUCCAAGCGAGACAAGCGAAGGCCAACAACACACAAAUGAGAGCUACUUCCGGCUGGAGCCUGUAAUUUAUCGUUGACCUCCUCCUCCUCCUACUCCUCUUCCAUCUAUCCAUCCAUCGGAGUCCUUGUUGAGCUCCCCCAAAAACCCUCGAUCCCAAACCUUUUUUUGUUACACCCUAGUUAAGUAUCAUGUUUGUAAAUAUUCGGCAUAUAUAGAAAUAUAAAUAUACAAGA